AAAUCUGAAUGACUGAGCAAGGCGAAAGGAGAAUCAAUCAACCACAAUGUGACCCUACAGGCGGAAAAAACAGCACUCCCACAGCGAGCCAUGGGGGAAGGGAAGCACAUGUAACCAAGGCAAUCUUGCACCAUGUACUCAUCCUGGCUUUUUAAGGCACUCUUCUCAUUUUCAUUUGUUUUCUCUGUUCAAGGUAAUAUGUAAGGAUCUAAGAAAAAAAACGUGCUAAAUCGUUAAGAAUCAGAAAAGGGGUCGUAUACUAUAUGGGCUGUAAAAUAAGACUUUUGUCGGAUUGUCAGCAGCAAUUUUUUUAAGUUCUGCUGAUUCAGAAUUAUGGAGUUCCUGAACUGCGAAGGAAGAGUUAAUAGGUUCUGCAAGUGAAGAAAAGUCCCUGUGUGUGCUUGCUUCCUAUAAGAAGUUAAGGCUUUAACCAACUGCUACAUGAACUGCAAACAGUGUCUUAUAUUUCACGUUGUGUGAGGUAAGAAAAUAUCACUGAAACUGGCUUGGAUAGAGAGCCUGUGAAAAUUAAAAGAUAGUGGAGACUGGCCACAUCUAAGCCUUUACUAAUAUUGAAGCUUUCAACAAAAGCUUUUCUGAAGCAGAGAAAUGCAGGAUAUAUAUAAAAUAUAAUAUAAUUGCUUGGACUCCUGGCAUUUCCCCAAAGAGGAGACAUCAAGAUUUAUAUUGAUUCUAAAGCAUGAAAACAUUUUUGAUGACACUUCAGGCAAACUGACAUUUAAAGACCUUUCUAAAAGAACAGGGUGGAGCUCUUGCUUCUUACUGACCUCAUUAUUUUGAGGUGGGGCUAAGAUGAGCAUAACUAGUGACGAAGUUAAUUUCUUGGUGUAUCGCUAUCUCCAGGAAUCAGGUUUCUCCCACUCUGCCUUCACAUUUGGUAUUGAAAGUCACAUAAGCCAGUCCAGCAUCAAUGGGACACUAGUGCCACCUGCUGCCCUCAUUUCUAUUCUGCAGAAAGGUUUACAAUAUGUGGAAGCUGAGAUCAGCAUCAAUGAAGAUGGUACAGUAUUUGAUGGUCGUCCAAUAGAAUCAUUGUCUCUAAUUGAUGCUGUGAUGCCAGAUGUUGUACAAACACGACAACAGGCCUUCAGGGAAAAGUUAGCUCAACUACAAGCUGCUUCGACAGUCACUGCACCUAGUGUGGCGUCAACUGCACCUGCACCUACAUCACAACAGAGUGCACCACAGAACGGAGCAGCCACUGUGAAUGGGGAAGAAAAUGGGGCACAUGCAAUAAAUAACCAUGCAGAAGCUAUGGAAAUUGAAGGGGAUGUAGAAAUUCCUCCAAACAAAGCAACGGUCCUUCGAGGGCAUGAGUCAGAGGUAUUCAUUUGUGCUUGGAAUCCUGUAAGUGAUCUCUUAGCAUCUGGGUCUGGAGACUCAACAGCAAGGAUAUGGAACCUGAUUGAAAACAGCAAUAGCAAUUCAACUCAACUAGUUUUAAGGCACUGUAUACGAGAGGGUGGCCAAGACGUUCCCAGCAAUAAAGACGUAACUUCUUUGGACUGGAAUACUGAUGGCACUCUGUUAGCUACAGGAUCCUAUGACGGCUUUGCAAGAAUUUGGACACAAGAUGGCAAUCUCGCAAGCACUUUAGGACAACACAAAGGUCCCAUCUUUGCACUGAAAUGGAACAAGAAGGGAAACUAUAUAUUGAGUGCUGGCGUAGAUAAGACAACUAUAAUUUGGGAUGCCCACACUGGAGAAGCAAAACAACAGUUCCCCUUUCACUCAGCUCCUGCCCUAGACGUGGAUUGGCAAAACAAUACAACCUUUGCUUCAUGCAGUACAGAUAUGUGCAUUCAUGUUUGCAGACUGGGCUGUGACCGUCCACUAAAAACUUUUCAAGGACAUACAAAUGAAGUGAAUGCAAUUAAAUGGGACCCAUCAGGAAUGCAUUUAGCAUCAUGUUCAGAUGAUAUGACAUUAAAGAUCUGGAGUAUGAAAGAAGAUGUGUGUGUGCAUGACCUACAGGCACACAGUAAAGAAAUCUACACAAUAAAAUGGAGUCCAACUGGUCCAGGCACAAGUAACCCUAACUCCAACAUCAUGUUAGCAAGUGCCUCAUUUGAUUCAACAGUCAGAUUGUGGGACGUGGAAAGAGGCGUUUGCAUCCACACAUUAACCAAGCACCAGGAACCGGUUUACAGUGUAGCGUUUAGCCCUGAUGGCAAAUACCUCGCAAGUGGUUCAUUUGAUAAAUGUGUUCACAUAUGGAACACCCAGAGUGGGUCCCUAGUACACAGCUAUAGAGGAACAGGAGGGAUCUUUGAAGUAUGUUGGAAUGCCAGAGGGGACAAAGUAGGGGCAAGUGCAUCUGAUGGAUCAGUUUGCGUUUUGGAUCUACUGAAGUGAAGCUAUACAUUCUGUAAGAAUGGACCAGCAGCAAAUGUGCACUGUUUGUGACAUGAGAUUCCGAGAACUGUAUGAACUUGACAUAGUCUGAGCGUGCAAGAAAAACAGAACCUCAUACUUAAGGAAAAGAAAUGCCACCCUAGAUCCAUUUCAAAAGAUACUUUAUUGCAAUGACUAGUUUCCGAAUGGACCUAAUUCACUCAGACAAAGCAGGCCAAUGCUCCAGAUAUCUGUAUUUGUUUGUCUAAAAAACUUCUUGCUAUAGCAGAACUGACCUUACCAAAAAGGUUACAGACUCAGAUGGAAAAAAAUAGAGGCUCUAACAAACCAAAAGGGAAAACAUCAUUAUCAUUUUUAUUUUUUUUUCCUUCUAAUCUGGACACUAUGAUUGUUUUCCCAAAUGACCUACAAAGACCAGUUUUUAUCGAUUAAUCAAUUUGACUUUUUAAUGAAUACACUUUCUAUUUUUAGACUACUUUAUUUUUGCUUUGUCCAGUAAUUCAGUGGUUUUCUACUUGCUUGGGAGAAUGCAACAGAGAAGAUUACAGGUUUUCCAGAGAAACGAAUGUUGCUUUUGGCUCAGCUUUGUCCGCAAUUAAUGUGAUGUGCUGGCUAUUAAUGCACUUGAAGGAAUGUUUAACCCAGCUCUUUGCAAACCUAUUUUUUCCAUACUUUAGGUCCUACCUUCAUAUUCUCUACAACUCUGAGCCCCCAUCAAUGCAUAGCAGUGGCUUCUUCGCCUCUCCACAAUUUAGCUUAUAAUGGAACUUUUGUGAAACUGUGUCACAAGCUUUUUAUAAGAUUGCAUCACCAGAAGAGCUUUUUACAAAGGUAUAAAAUAAAAAUUAAGAAGAAAGAUGAACUUUUAAGAGAAAGAACCCACUGUAUUUUUUAAAAGAAGAAUAUUUUUUAUGUUAAAAAAAUUAAUUUUAAAAUCAAACAGUAAUUGCAAAUGUUGGGUUUGUCUAAAUCAUGCAAAAAAUAAAAACAGGGCAAAUAAAGAACAA
This is a messenger RNA of Xenopus laevis (African clawed frog), 3383 nucleotides long. It is a transcript of the gene tbl1x.S, whose product is annotated as F-box-like/WD repeat-containing protein TBL1X. The transcript has 19 exons. Bases 814 to 2376 code for a protein of 520 amino acids. NCBI's taxonomy places the organism in Eukaryota, Metazoa, Chordata, Amphibia, Anura, Pipidae. The record is from RefSeq and is a predicted model, not a curated record.